AGUCCUGGACUCGUCACCAAUCUAUAAGAAGAAAGUACGGUAAAUGAAAACAAAAGAAAAACAAUUCCCCAACGGAGAAGGGGCAGACUCGGAACCAGAACAGCCCAUAAAUUGAAAAUGAAAUGAAAAUUUAAAACCCUAAAGGCUUAAACCCUCCUCCGUCCCUUCUCAAAGCCAGGUCUAAACCCUCCCUCCUCUCUCAAGCUCUCCCUCUCCAGCUGCUGCAACUGCACAUUCUGUGCUUCGCUUUCUGUUUUUCAAUAAUAAUAAUAAUAAUAAUAAUAAGUAGCAGUACAUAGCAGUGGAUGGGUAAAUCAAAGAAAACAAAUAAAUGAUGAUCCACAUAAUCAGACGAGGAUCCGCUCGAUCCACCAUUUCUACGGUGUUUGAUGAGGUGGCCAAUGCCAUACAUGGGGCGAAUAUGCAGUGGCGUGCAAGGUCAUAUGCCGCGUCGGUUCCUUCUCACAUGCCAAAAAGUCACAAAGCUCAGAAGAGAGUUUCCAAAGAUGACCGGCGAGCUAUGGUGGAAUCUUAUGUAAACAAGUACAGGGAAACACAUGCUGGAAAAUUUCCAUCCAUUUCUGAUGCUCAAAAAGAAGCUGGUGGCAAUUACUAUUUUAUUAGGAAAAUUGUUCAAGAACUAGAAUACAAAUCUAAGCUUUCAUCCUUAAACAGUGGAAACAAGAAAAAGGAGCUACCUAUCAUGAGUGAGCCCUUGGUUAAAGUUAAAAACAUGUCAACUGGAGGUGCAAUCUCAGAUAUGAGAAAUCAAUGUGACCCACGUGCAGUUCCUCUAAAUGAUGUAGGUGACACAAGUUACAGAUAUCUAGAAGUGGAGGGAGGGCUGCAAACUUGUGAGAAGGUGGUCUCUCAAGAGUUUGGAAACCCCAUUUCUCCUAAGCACUUUCAGGAGCAUUCUGAUACAGUUGGAACUCAAGGUAAGCUUCUGGAAAGAAUUGAUAAGGAAGCAUUUCAUUGCCCUGAAAAAUCAGUGGAACAUGAAGUGAUGGAAACUCAAAAUGACCAUUCUGAUUUUGUUAUAACUAAUGGUAAUUCUCAUUUUCUUUUAGAUAAUUUUUUGCCCAUUUUCUGUUCAUUUUAUUAUUUUUUCUCACACCUUUUUCCUCCCAAUCUUUCUUGUCUAUUUGCCUUCUCAGUUUCUUUCACCAUGAAUUUGUUCGAGAAUUGUUUAGGGUAG
Messenger RNA from Populus euphratica (Euphrates poplar), 1198 nucleotides. RefSeq lists its product as uncharacterized. NCBI's taxonomy places the organism in Eukaryota, Viridiplantae, Streptophyta, Magnoliopsida, Malpighiales, Salicaceae. Bases 332 to 1198 code for a protein of 288 amino acids. The transcript is spliced from 4 exons. The record is from RefSeq and is a predicted model, not a curated record.